GCCAUGGCGGCGCCUCUGCUGCCGGCCCUGCGGAGCCGCGCUGCCCUCCGGCCCCUGGGGCUGCUGCUCCCGCCGUGCCGGGGGGCGGCCGCAACGGGGCCGGGGCCGCGGGAGACGGCGCUGGAGGAGAACCCCUUCUACGACAAGUACCGACACAAGAUCCAGGAGCUGCGGAGAUCCAGUCCAGAUGUGUUUGAAUCCCGGAUGGAAAAAAGAAACGAAGUGAAAAAGCAGCCUGUGGGAUAUUCCAACCAAGGAGAAUUUAUCAGAUGCAUGGAGGAAAAGGCAGAAGGCUUGGGCACAAAGACAUCAAGGGGAGGAUUCACCAAGGAUAAGACACUUGAUUCAAUUCUUAAUGUGGAGAUGGUGAAAGAAAAAUCAGCAGAGGAGAUAAAACAGAUUUGGAGUCAGUAUUUUUCUGCAAAAGAUACAGUUUAUGCUGUUAUUCCUGCAGAGAAGUUUGAUUUGAUACAGAAGAGAGCCCAGCAAUGCCCAUCGUUUCUCUAUGCUUUGCCAAGGAAAGAAGGCUACGAGUUCUUUGUGGGACAGUGGUCAGGAACAGAAUUGCACUUCACUUCCCUAAUAAACGUUCAGACCCAAGGUGAAGCUGCUCCAAGCCAGUUGGUUUUAUACCAUUACCCUGAGCUGCAGAAGGAAAAAGGGAUAGUACUAAUGACAGCAGAAAUGGACUCCAAGUUCUUGGCGGUUCACGAAGCACAGUGUCUGGCAAAUCAGCUGCAGCUGUUCUACGCAGCGGAUCGCUCCCAGACCUACGAGUUAGUGGAGACCUUCAACCACAGAUCGAGUGAAUUUAAGUACAUGUCGGUUAUAGCAGAGCUGGAGCAAAGCGGACUCGGAAGAGAGCUGAGACCCGGUCAGUGGUCUGACAAGUCCUAGAGCCUGACCCGUGGGAGGAGCAAGCCAGGGGGGUUUCCUGAAUGGGGUGGUCCUGUCUCUUCUUUUACAGAUUGGUUUGGCUACAGAAAGGAUGUGGAGGCAUCCCAGGAAUGUGCUAGUCAGGCCUGGCUGGCACCCGUGAGGGCUUGAGCCAUCCAGACUGAUUGCCAAAACAGAGCCCAGUAACUUUAUCACAGGGAACUGUUUUCCCAUCUCAGAACUUCCUGCUGCAUGCUGUGGGUUUGAAAUCUGAAGUGACAGAAGGGGAGCUAUGGAACAGACUACACUGACACCAGUGGCUCUUCUUGGGACAUGCACUGAAGUGCCCUCCACCAUAAUAAUUGCAUGGUCCAGUGCUUUUUAAUCUGGGUGGAAUUUAUCAGUCUUGUCCAUCAAGUAAAAAGAACAGGACAAAUGGCCUACACCAGAUUCCUCUCUUACUGUGUGUGUGAGGUUCCUUACACAGGUGUAUGCUGUGGCCCCUGGCUUUCUCAGGAUUAAAAACCAGAAGAGUAACUGGCUUUGUUCUGGGAAUGUUGUGCUGUUUAAUUGCUAUGCUGAUUUUAUCCCCUUGUUCUAAGGGUUUUUUCAACCCCUCAUGUGAUGAAUCCCAAGUUAAGAACUUCUCCAGACCUUUAAGACAGACAGAAAUGGCAAAGUUGAGAAAAGGAAGCACUGUGCAUGUGUUGGUAUUGUUUUCAAAUAAGACCCAAACUGAAAAGGCAAAGUCAGUUAUACCACCUGCAGCGCUUUUCUCCCUCUCCUGGCCCUGGAGCAGAGGUGAGAUGGGCUAAUGGAGGGAGCAAGGGCUUCUCCUUCAGGUGUGGCCCAGUAUGUCCUGUGUCCCUACUGUAUUCCUGUACCACCUGCAUCCAGAUUGUCAUCUGUGUUCCUGCAGAUGAUCCUAUGCUGAGGGAGUACAGAUCCUAAGAGGUCUGCCAGGGUGUGGAUAAGCUCUCUAAUUUGCAAAUGAAAAAGUGGAAACCCUUCAGUCCUUUCUGAAAUGCAGGUGCUAAUGUGAGUGCUUGUGCUAAGGUCAGAGUUUGAGCAUUGUUUGCUGCAUUGUGCAGCCCUGGCUUUUUCUUGGGGUUUGUUUCUCUUUUGCUAUAUUGCUUUUCAUUCCAGUUAUUACUCUGUUAUUAUAAUUGUUAUUAUGUUUUAUUUUAGUUAUGACACUGUUCUUAA
Molecule: messenger RNA, 2082 nt
Organism: Colius striatus (speckled mousebird)
Lineage: Eukaryota; Metazoa; Chordata; Aves; Coliiformes; Coliidae
Gene: ATPAF1
Product: ATP synthase mitochondrial F1 complex assembly factor 1
Exons: 9
Coding region: 4-897 (297 amino acids)
Biological process (GO): mitochondrial proton-transporting ATP synthase complex assembly
Cellular component (GO): mitochondrion
Source: RefSeq, a predicted model, not a curated record